AUGGAGGAGGAGGACAACAACCAGCUGGCCUUCCUGGAUGUCCUCGUAUGCCGCACAGAUUGUGGUGAAUUAAAGACCAAACUGUUCAGGAAAGCGACAAAUACGAUGCAAGUACUGAACUUCAACAGCAACCACCCAAUCAGCCACAAACGCAGUUGUGUAAGGACGCCCUGUCAGAGUGUCGAAACGCACUGCAGUGGGCCGGAAGACAAGACUGCUGAACUACAAUACCUCCGACGGGUCUUCAAAGCCAAUGGCUAUCCGCGAAACUACGUCAACCGGUACACGCACGAAAGACGAAAGGCCAAGACGCACGGACUCCACAUUUUGGCGAGCGUCUCCGUAUGUCAAGAACGUUUCGGAAGCUGUCAGCCGCCUCCGCACACCACUCGGGGUUGGGGUCGCACACAGACCGGCGGCAACCAUCAGGCGUCAGGUAAUGAAACCGAGACCCACUGCCAUGACAAGAAACGUCUGGAGUCGUUUAUCGGAUCUGGUGCAGUUGCGGACAAAGGAACUACGUCGGAGAAACUGGAAGACAGCUCCGGAAUCGAAUGGCCGAACACGCCGCAGCAGCGCCGAUAA
This is a messenger RNA of Spirometra erinaceieuropaei, 585 nucleotides long. Lineage: Eukaryota; Metazoa; Platyhelminthes; Cestoda; Diphyllobothriidea; Diphyllobothriidae. The record is from the annotation of a GenBank genome assembly.